Messenger RNA from Theobroma cacao (cacao), 1560 nucleotides. RefSeq names its product Eukaryotic aspartyl protease family protein. Gene Ontology annotation, biological process: proteolysis. Gene Ontology annotation, molecular function: aspartic-type endopeptidase activity. Lineage: Eukaryota; Viridiplantae; Streptophyta; Magnoliopsida; Malvales; Malvaceae. The record is from RefSeq and is a predicted model, not a curated record.
UUCUCGUCUCUAAUGCGCGCUCACUAAUAAAUUCCUCUCUCCCCCCUACCUCCGAGCUGAAGUCCUAGCUCUAAACCAUGGACUUCACUGCCACACUUCUCUUUUUUGCGCUUCUCAUCUCAUCCACCAAGGCUUUGGACCCUUGUGCCGCUCAGGCAGAUAACUCAGGCCUCUCCAUCAUUCCAAUCUAUGGCAAAUGUUCACCAUUCAACCCACCAAAACCUGACUCAUGGGUCAACACAGUCAUUAACAUGGCCGCAAAAGACCCAGCGAGGGUCAAGUACUUGUCCAGCCUGGCGGCCCAGAAAACCACGGCUGUUCCAAUUGCUUCAGGCCAACAAGUUCUAAACAUUGGCAACUAUGUUGUAAGGGUCAAGCUCGGCACUCCAGGUCAGCUCAUGUUCAUGGUACUUGAUACUAGUAAUGAUGCUGCUUGGGUCCCAUGCUCCGGAUGCAUUGGCUGCUCAGCUACCACUUUCUCACCCAACACUUCUUCCAGUUACGGGUCACUGGAUUGCUCCUUGCCCCAGUGCGCCCAGGUCCGCGGACUCUCGUGCCCGGCAACUGGGGCUGCUGCAUGCUCUUUUAACCAAUCCUACGGUGGAGAUUCAUCGUUCUCUGCCACCUUGGUACAAGAUUCCUUGGGAUUAGCCAAUGACAUUCUCCCAAAUUUUGCUUUUGGAUGUAUUAACUCUAUCUCUGGUGGGUCAGUCCCACCCCAAGGGCUUUUGGGUCUGGGGCGGGGCCCCAUGUCACUUCUUUCACAAUCCGGGUCACUCUACUCCAGCGUGUUUUCCUAUUGUUUACCCAGUUUCAAGUCCUACUACUUCUCGGGUUCCCUCAAACUCGGGCCAGUAGGUCAGCCCAAAAAUAUUCGGACCACCCCGCUCCUAAAAAACCCCCACCGGCCCUCACUUUACUACGUUAACCUAACAGGGGUCAGCGUAGGCAGGGUUCGGGUCCCCAUCGCCCCAGAAUAUAUAGCAUUUAACCCCAACACCGGGGCGGGGACCAUAAUCGACUCGGGUACGGUUGUAACCCGGUUUGUCCAACCCGUUUAUGAGGCAAUCCGGAAUGAGUUUGUCAAGCACUUGAAAGGCCCAUUCUCAACAAUAGGGGUAUUUGACACAUGCUUCGACGCUGCAGCAGAAUCUGAGGCACCUUUAAUAACGUUACAUCUUGAAGGCUUGUCCAUGACACUGCCAAUGGAAAACAGCUUCCUACAUUCCAGUGCAGGGUCACGCGCUUGCUUGGCCAUGGCACCAGUUCCAAAUAACGUGAACGCCGCCUUGAAUGUGAUAGCCAAUUUGCAGCAGCAGAAUCACAGGAUUCUGUUUGAUGUGGCCAAUUCUCGCUUGGGAAUUGCUCGUGAAGUUUGUAACUAAGUUUUUAUUUACUUUUAUUGCUCUCUUGUGGUUGAGGCUAAGCCUCUGUUUUUGUUAAGGAAAAAGUAGAUGGUGUAGUUAAUAAACAGGACAAAACUCCUGUUGUUUUGGUGAUUACAUAUGUAAUAUGGUUUUAAGUUUUUGAUUGUCAAAAGGAACGGAAGCAGCUUAAUUA